AUGUUGGAACGGCCAUUGUCGAUGACGACUCUGAGCCAAACCCUACGCGGUUUAGCUAACCCAUAUGAGAAGGAAUCCGCAAAAGGACAAGAGGAGAUCAUUUUUGAACUGUUCAAGAUUCCCGGCAAGAGCGAGGCGUCAGUCGGACGACUACUCACGGUGCUGAAGGCGUUUGGUCUUCGUAUGGAAGACCCACGGCUGAAACCAAUGAUGCGAAAGUUAAAAGAGAUUGAAAGACAAGAAGAGGAGAGGAUGAAGGAAACGAUCGAACCGAAGCACUGGAAACUGAGCAAAGAACAAUUUAUAGAAUGUGUCGCAUGCAGUGUGAACUUGAUCGUUCAAGCGUUACAAAAUAACCUUGUCAUCCCAUUAUGGGGUGCUUUCGUCGAAGAAAUUCGAGUUUUCUAUAACGAAUGUCUGGAAAUACGCGAUGGCACUGUGGCCAGCUAUAUACCUCAACUGGCUCGGCAGUCUCCUGAUAAGUGGGGUGUUUCUGUUUGUACGGUCGAUGGACAACGAGUGCGUCACUUUUACUUUUUACAGUUUUUUUUUCAAAUAUAA
This is a messenger RNA of Cooperia oncophora, 561 nucleotides long. The record is from the annotation of a GenBank genome assembly. NCBI's taxonomy places the organism in Eukaryota, Metazoa, Nematoda, Chromadorea, Rhabditida, Trichostrongylidae.